CCGUAAAUUCCAACCCCCUUCCCCUCACAAAGGCGCGCCUCGGCCCUCGGCCUGCCCCGCUGCUCCGACCAGAGCACCAGCACUCUCCGGCUCUGCUUCGCGCCAUGGCGAUGCGGCUCUUCUCGUCCUCCCCGCCACCCCCGCUCCUCUCGGGCCCUAACACGACAGCGCUCUUCUCCAUCCGCCUUCGCCGCGCGCGGCCGCUCGUCUCAGCCGCGGCGGCGGGGGGACCCGAGCGGGACGGGGGUAGGUACGACGCGGAGGCGGUAGGCGUGGGGCCGUUCGACAGGAGGAUGGAGGAGAUUGCGAAGAAGGUUCCGCUCUUCGAGCCGGCGAUGGGCGAGCCCCCCGCCGCGGCUGACCGCCCGCUGCCCAUCAACCUCGAGCUUUGGCUCCACCGGGCCAAGGUGCAUACCAGGAAGUACGAGUUCACUGACGCCGAGAAACUGCUUGACAAGUGUAUGUUGUACUGGCCUGAAGAUGGGCGCCCAUAUGUCGCACUUGGGAAGCUAUAUAGUAAACAGUCGAGGUUUGACAAAGCUAGAGCAGUUUACGAAAAGGGUUGCCAAGCCACACAAGGCGAAAAUCCUUACAUUUGGCAGUGCUGGGCAGUGCUAGAAAGCAGGGGCGGAAAUCCUCGGAGAGCACGGGAGCUAUUUGAUGCUGCUACUGUGGCUGAUGCAAAGCACAUUGCAGCCUGGCAUGGCUGGGCAAUUUUAGAAAUCAAGCAAGGAAACAUAAAAAAGGCUCGAAACCUACUUGCAAAAGGUCUGAAAUGUUGUGGAGGAAAUGAGUACAUUUACCAGACUCUUGCUUUACUUGAAGCAAGAGCAGAGCGAUUUGAACAAGCACGAACGCUAUUCCAACAAGCUACUCAAUGCAAUCCAAAAAGUUGUGCAAGUUGGCUAUCCUGGGCUCAGGUAGAAAUGCGGGCAGAAAAUAAUGUCAUGGCCAGGAAGCUCUUUGAGAAAGCUGUCCAGGCUAGCCCUAAGAACAGAUUUUCGUGGCAUGUCUGGGCACUCUUUGAGGCCAAUCAAGGCAACACUGACAAAGCAAGGAAAUUACUUAAGAUUGGCCAUGCUGUGAAUCCUAGGGACCCUGUAAUUCUUCAGUCACUUGCACUGCUGGAAUACAACUGUUCAUCUCCAAAUGUUGCCCGUGUAUUAUUUAGAAAAGCAUCUCAGAUUGAUCCAAAGCACCAACCAGUUUGGAUAGCUUGGGGGUGGAUGGAGUGGAAAGAAGGAAAUGAGAGAACUGCACGAUCCCUCUAUCAAAGAGCCUUGUCGGUUAAUUCAACAAAUGAAUGUGCUGCUCGUUGUCUUCAGGCUUGGGGAGUCCUAGAGCAGCGUGCUGGUAACUACACCGCUGCCAGAAGAUUGUUGAGGUCUUCAUUGAACAUAAAUUCUCAGAGUGAGGUGACAUGGCUGACAUGGGCGGCAUUAGAGGAGGAACAGGGGGAUCCAGUUCGAGCUGAAGAAAUACGGGACCUUUAUUUUCAGCAGCGUAUCGAGGUUGUGGAUGAUGCCUCCUGGGUGAUGGGCUUCCUCGACAUCAUUGAUCCGGCUCUAGAUAGUGUGAAGAAGCUCCUAAACAUAGACCAAACUUUCGGGCCAGGCAGGCAAGACAAUGUGAGAAGCGCGACAGACCAAGGUAGAACCACCACGAGGACCUCUGCAGCUGGAGAGCUCUCUGGAGGUUCCACAGCUGAAGGUUCAAGUACUCCCGACCUCAACGGCGUUGACGACAGCCAAGCUGUUGGAAACACUCGGGAGGCAGAGAACGACUUUGAUGUGGACAGCUUCAUCAGGAGGAGGCUGGCCGUAGACCCGGCAGAGCUAGAUGCGUUGCUCGAGGGCUCUGAUCCGAGGAGAGUUGUCUCUGAGAGGAGAACGCGGCGGCUGACCAGGAAACCUCUCCCUCUUCUCCCCGUUCCUUAGUUCUUUGUUCUUCCAGUGAAGCAUGGAGCGGUUGCCAUUUCCAGCGUGCAUCGAUCACUAACAGGUACUGUGACCUGCGAGAUACAGUAGUAAGUAGGACGUGUAUUUCUGUGUAUAUCUGUACGAAUAAGAACGGCGAUGUUGUUAUUAGCAUUCCGCUGCUCAUUGUUAGGUGUAACCAUGUAUGUAUUUCUUUCAGAUGCUGAUACGAGAAGUAGUGUAGUUGUGUAUAGAGCGCCCAGCAUUAGUCAAUUGUAUUUGCAGUAUAGUUACAGCAUCUGUUAAGCAUUAUGGGGAAACAGUCUGCAAA
Molecule: messenger RNA, 2247 nt
Organism: Brachypodium distachyon (stiff brome)
Lineage: Eukaryota; Viridiplantae; Streptophyta; Magnoliopsida; Poales; Poaceae
Product: protein high chlorophyll fluorescent 107
Exons: 8
Coding region: 105-1937 (610 amino acids)
Biological process (GO): regulation of translation; mRNA processing
Cellular component (GO): chloroplast
Molecular function (GO): protein binding; mRNA binding; single-stranded RNA binding
Source: RefSeq, a predicted model, not a curated record